Molecule: messenger RNA, 2794 nt
Organism: Hypoxylon fragiforme
Lineage: Eukaryota; Fungi; Ascomycota; Sordariomycetes; Xylariales; Hypoxylaceae
Product: fungal-specific transcription factor domain-containing protein
Exons: 4
Coding region: 209-2689 (826 amino acids)
Biological process (GO): DNA-templated transcription
Molecular function (GO): DNA binding; zinc ion binding
Source: RefSeq, a predicted model, not a curated record
ACUAUCAGACACCCCUUCUUGACCUGGCCUGGUCAUGAUGAUCCUAUAAAUUCUUCGCCAAACACCAACCGAGAUCUAACAUGGGUCCUGUCAGGUUCGCAAGAUCCGUUGCGAUGCUCUGCCCGAGGGCUGCUCGCAUUGUAUCAACCAAAAUCUCGAAUGUUACGUGACCGAUCGCGUUACGGGGCGUACGGAACGGAGAGGGUACAUGCAGGAGCUGGAACGUGAAAAGACGGAUAUGUUGAAUCAUAUUCGGGAACUGGAAAAACUCCUCCAUCAAAAUGGUCUCGAAACUAAACCCUGGCGUUCAGCCUCGUUACCGGCCGAAAAUACUACCCCCGACGAAGGCGUAGGAAGCCAAAUACAAGAUUCUAUAGGGAAUUCAGUAGUGACUUCUCAAUGGGCCCAGCCCACAUCGUCCAACUGGACGAAGGAUCUACAUCGAGCUUUUCCCAUACCUUUCGCAAACUCUUUGCGUUCCAAUGUCGAAAUGAGACCAGCGGACGCACAUAUAGGCGUUGGUGCUGACCAAGCACCCCUAAGUUCUGUUAAGGGCAUGACCCUUUCUAUCCUUGGAAGCACUAUAGAUAUAGGAUCAUUCGACGCCCCAGGCAUGAACGAACCCUCUCCUGAUACCCCGGCUCGAACACCACUCUACAACAGGUCUGUCGUGGCCAUGUUGCAGUCCGCCACAAACAUAAACCCUUUAAUUCCUGUUGACUAUCCUCCAAAGGUUGACGCUUUCACGUAUGCUGAAUGGUAUUUUCUCAUGAUUUAUCCUUUCCACCCCGUCCUGCACAAGCCUACUUUCAUGUCCCUCUUGGGUCGUCUCUACGAUGACCCCAACUUCAAACCCACUGUGGCUGAAACAACUAUGGUUCACAUGGUAUUCGCCUCCAUAUAUAUGCAAUACGGGAUUCGAAAUCGUGAGCAGCCCGAACAGAGAGCGCGUUUAGAUGACUUGUCGAAUAAGCACUACCAUUACGCUUUAAGCCUGUUCUUUGACUUGGUUGUAUCCCAUUCCCUCCAGGCUCUCCAAGCCUUAACCAUGAUGGCCGUCCAUACCAUGCGAUUCCCAAAAUCUAAUACUAGUAAUAUGUUGAGCAACUAUUGUCUUGGCAUGGCUGUUGAGCUCGGCGUGCACCGUGCCUGGAAAAAGCCUGACGAAGAAACCAACCUGGAGAACGAGCUUCGUAAACGAGUAUGGUGGGCAAUUCUUUCGACUGCUGUCACUUUGAAUGGUCGAAUGGGACGGCCCAUGCCUAUUCGGUUAGAGGAUAUCGAUUCUGGGUUUCCUGAGCCGAUAGCCGAUGAACUUCUUACUAAGGAUGGUGUUGACACAACAAGAACAGCUCCAUGUCCUUUCGAAAUCGGCAUUUGUGCUUUCAAGAUUUCUGCUUUAUUCCUCGAAAUGUAUGCUCAUGUAUAUUGCCUAAGGAAAGAUCCUGACCGAUAUACCACCGUGAUUGGGACACUCGAAGAGCAACUUCAAGCCUGGCGAGACAAUCUUCCUCCCACCUUGAAGUUUCAAGACGGAGGACAACUCGAGCCAGAUCAAUCUAUGUUCGCUCUAUACGCUGAGUAUAUGAGUCUCGAAUUCCGAUUGACAUUACGGCAUCCAGCUGCCUGUGUGACGAACAACCCAAAGAUGGUCGCAGAAAAUACAAGAAUAUGUGAGAAAACGGCAAUGUACAUGCUAAAGAUCCUGCAUAAGUUGUAUAGGUUGAAGUCAUUAGACACAACAUGGUACUGUCUUUCAAUAUAUGUUGCGGCUAUAUUCUGCACUCUAGUUGCGCAUUGGGAAAGACGGCAUGAAACAAAUGCAGCUGAGGUACAGACCCUUCGAAAGGACAUGAAUAUUUGGCGAAGCAUCUUAGCCGAGGCUGGAGAUCUUAUGGGCUGCGGAAUGGGUCUCCAUGAUGCAGUAUCGUCUAUUAUCGAUCGUACUAUUGCCUGGAUAGAGCAUGAUCGUCUUCAAGAGUCCAACGGACCAGUCACCCAACCACAACUAUCACAAGAUAUGCUGAAGCAAUCUCCACAUUCACCACCUUAUAUUAAUCUACCUACGGCACCCAAUAUAGCGCCUAGUCAUAAUGAUACGAAGACGAUGAACGGACCAACGAGCCACGUCAUCUCAACACCACGUAAUAACUAUUAUUCCGAGGCCACUCCUGAAUCUGGAGCAUAUUCGAUUUCAUAUGCAAACCCCGCGCCUCAUACAACUAAUACUAUACCUUUUGAUCCUAAUAACUCCUUCCUAUACGCGCAGACAGCCGGGCAGGUGGAAGUGAGUCAUGCGCAUACACAAGCCCAAGCACAGGCACAAGUACAAGCUCAAGUUCAGAUGACGGAACACAACCCCAUAGCAACCUUUGCUACACAAGCUACGCAGAUGACGCAACCGGAGAUCAUGUGGCGGCAACAGCCUUCAGUAGGAAAUACUUGGCAAGACUGGACAGCCGCCAUCGUCGAUAAUCAGGAUCGAUAUAGCGCCAGCGCUCUGAUGUCUCUAGGCGGUUCUGGCCCGAGGCCCAAUGCCCAUGUUGAUGGCAACGCAACUAGCGGUUUGGCCUUGGGAGUGGGCAUGGAUAAUACCCCUACGACAACCACCGCCACCGCCACAAACACUGGCUCUAUGCAAUGGCCCUUGCUCCUAUUUUCGGAUGGAACGGGAGUGCUUGAAACAUAACAUCUUCCAAAAGUAAUAAGCGAGUGCGUUCAUUUCUAUAAACGCGGCGUCUAGGGGACUUCGAAUCAUAGUUCACCAUAUGUUGCAUGAUACCAUUCAUGGUGU